AUUGUCUCGGCUCUGGUUCGAAAUGUCUCUAGGCCAAGAAAAUGUCGAUCCUGUUGAAGUUUCUGGGUCGCAUGCUUGCUUAUAUGAACUUUUAUGUUCAGAGACACCCAAAUGGACUCCUCUUAAGGAUUUGCAAACAUCUUCUUCUGAUCCCAGAGAUCGGUUGGAGAAGUUGCUGAAGCAACCUGGGAAUAAAUAUUGUGCUGACUGUGGCUCUCCUGAACCAAAAUGGGUAUCGUUGAGUCUCGGUGUAUUUAUCUGCAUUAAGUGUUCUGGUGUACACAGAAGUCUUGGAGUUCAUAUAUCAAAGGUUCUAUCAGUAAAGCUAGACGAGUGGACAGAUGAUCAAGUUGACAUGCUUGUAGGUUACGGUGGAAACACGGCAGUGAACCAGAGAUUCGAAGCGUGCAACAUCGACCAGUCAAAGAAACCAAAACCAGAUUCUACUAAUGAGGAACGCAAUGAUUUCAUCAGAAAAAAAUAUGAGCAGCACCAGUUUAUGGAUCCAAAGGAUGGUGCUUUGUGCCCUUAUCAGCAGCCUAGCAGAACAAAUACUUCACCACCGUCUUUAUGUUCUGCAAGCCACCGUUCUACGAAAAACCGUAUUGGUCAUGCAUUUAGGAAUAGCUGGGGAAGAAGAGAAUCUGAUCACAAAGGACCAAAAAAGAGCAAUUCCAUGGCAGGUAUGGUUGAGUUCGUGGGGUUGAUUAAGGUUAACGUGGUAAAAGGAACCAACCUUGCAGUUCGAGACGUGAUGACCAGCGAUCCUUAUGUUAUUCUUGCUCUUGGCCAGCAAUCGGUAAAAACACGGGUGAUAAAGAACAACUUGAAUCCGGUGUGGAAUGAGACGCUAAUGCUUUCGAUACCCGAGCCUAUGCCUCCUCUCAAAGUGCUAGUGUACGACAAGGAUACAUUCUCGACAGAUGAUUUCAUGGGAGAGGCAGAGAUAGACAUACAACCAUUGGUGAGUGCAGCAAAAGCAUACGAGACAUCGAGCAUAAAGGAACCGAUGCAGCUGGGAAGUUGGGUGGCGAGCAAAGAGAACACAUUGGUGAGUGAUGGCAUAAUAUCACUUGAAGAAGGGAAAGUGAAACAGGACAUAUCACUUAGGCUUCAAAAUGUUGAAAGAGCAACAACAUUAACCUACUUCAACCAAAUGGUCUCUUUGAUAUGGAACCUAGAGUCUCUUGACAUGGAACUAGAUAACCUUGAUUUGAAGGAUGCUCAAGACGAAGAAGAGAGAAAGGCUUGGUGCCAAAGAGUCAAGAGACCACAGAGACAGGCAGUGAAUCAAAGAAAGGAGAAAACAAUCUCCGGUUUGAGCUACGUCGACGAGAUCUAUCAUCAGGAUCUCAGAUUUGUUGUUACACUCUUGCUCAAGUCCGGCCACAUGAGUUCUCCGGGAACGAGUAUGUUCACCAAUUUCACUAGGCUCUGCAAAGGACUUGCUCUGGUACUUGUGGUGGGACACCUCGUGGUUCAGUUCAUUCCCGCUACCGUUCCAUACCUUGCUCUGAUUCCGGCGAGGACUAUUCCUUUUGCCUGGAAUCUGAUAACAAGUGGCUAUUUUGAACUCUCAGUUUAUGGGGUUGUCUUCAGCACCGUUUCUCUCCUCUUUAUGGGGAAGUUUCUGGAACCUGUCUGGGGUUCCAAGGAGUUCCUUAAGUUCAUCUUUGUGGUGAACUUCCUUACUUAUCUCUGUGUCUUCGUUACAGCCAUUGCCUUAUACUACAUAACGAGGCUGGAAAUUUACCUAUAUAUGCCCUUUGCUGGUUUUCAUGGUGUCUUGGCAGGCCUUCUUGUCGGGAUAAAGCAGAUAAUACCUGACCAGGAGAUAUUGCUGUUAAAGAUAAAAGCAAAGUGGUUGCCCUCAAUUAUGCUAAUUUUGUCAAUAGCCUCAAGCUUCUUCACACUAGAUUCAGCAGCAUAUCUUCCCACUUUGAUAUUUGGUACAUAUAUGGGCUGGUUAUACCUCAGGUACCUACAGAGGAGACCAGAAACAAAGCUCAGAGGGGAUCCAAGUGAUGACUUUGCCUUCUCUACUUUCUUUCCUGACUUUCUCAGGCCCGUAAUUGACCCUGUUGCCUUAAUCUUUCACCGGAUGCUUUGUGGACGAUCAAAUGCCACCAGUGAAGACCAUGGUUAUUCAACCAGCGGUGCACCAUUGCCAGGUUCUGAUUCUGCUGAAGCAUCCAGGAGGAGAGAAAGAGGGGCAAGAGCUCUAGAGGAGAGACUAGGAACGGAAAGAUUGGUUCCUGCAAGGAACAAAGAUGAAUUGCAGAGUGAUGCUUUGGAUAGCGUAUAAGUGGAGAUUGCAAUAAGCAUUUUGAAGAAGCUGUUGUGGGUUCUUACUUGUGUUCAUGUGGACAGAUUUUUUUUGUGUUAAUGAAAUUGGCUUUUCAUA
Arabidopsis arenosa is the source of this 2404-nucleotide messenger RNA. The record is from the annotation of a GenBank genome assembly. NCBI's taxonomy places the organism in Eukaryota, Viridiplantae, Streptophyta, Magnoliopsida, Brassicales, Brassicaceae.